Molecule: messenger RNA, 3174 nt
Organism: Daldinia childiae
Lineage: Eukaryota; Fungi; Ascomycota; Sordariomycetes; Xylariales; Hypoxylaceae
Product: Replication factor C subunit 1
Exons: 5
Coding region: 1-3174 (1057 amino acids)
Biological process (GO): DNA repair; DNA replication
Cellular component (GO): DNA replication factor C complex; nucleus
Molecular function (GO): ATP hydrolysis activity; ATP binding; DNA binding
Source: RefSeq, a predicted model, not a curated record
AUGCCGGAUAUCCGUUCUUUUUUCGGGGCCAAGGGCGGUGCUCCGGCCUCUUCAAAGCCAGUUUCAAAGAAGACGGCCGAAGAACCGCCAAAGAAACGUACCAAGGGACGAAAGGUUGUGGAUGAUAGCGAUGAAGAUGAAGAUGAGGAUGUAGUUGCAGAGACAAAGAAACCAACUACAAGAUCUACUCCUAAGAAAGUGGCCGACAAGGUGCAAGGGACAGCUACUACGGCGAGUGAAUAUUUCGCAUCGAGCAAGUCGAAGAAUCAGCCAACUGCGAAACCUGAUAUAAAACCACAGUCGCAGCCAAAGCCCAAAGUUGAAGUUCGGUCGAGUCCGAGAAACAAGAAGACCAUAGCAAGGGACGUUGCAACCCUAAGCAAGGAUGAUGAGACCACGCCAAAGAAGCGCCCUGCGAGCAAACUUAAACGAUACGACUUAGAUGAGGAGGAGGAUGAAUUCAUGGACGACGACGCAGAUGCCGGUGACGACAUAUUCGCUGCGGACGCUAAGAGUCGUAAUAAGCGAAAGAACGAUGAUUACGCUGAGGAGGAUAGUGAAGAAGACUUCCUUCCCAAACCGAAGAGAAUUGCUUCUCGUGCCAAACCAGCAGUUGAGGAUAACAAGCCUACUACGUCAAAAUCUUUGAAGAGUAAUGUGGCCUCCAAUUCGGCGAAGAAGAGGAAGACACCCGAGUCUGAACCUAGUGAGGAAGAAGAUGACGACGACGAACCUCCGUCCCGUAAGAAGCCAGCAGCGAAGAAACCUAGGGCGCCGAGAGCCAAGAAGGUGGACGAACCAGAAAACGCAGAGAUCCAAGCGAUAUUGGACGAUAUCCCUACAGUUAGGCCACCGACGCCGCCAGCCAAGGACCCCGAUGCCAAGUUUGACUGGAGAAAGGCGGCAGCAGGCGGGGGAAAUAGUGGUCCCCCACCGAAUCCAAUUGCGGAAUUACCCGAGGGUGAGGAAGAUUGUCUUGCUGGCCUAAACUUUGUUUUCACUGGGCAGUUGACUACUAUUGCUCGCGAGGAAGCUCAAUCGUUGGUAAAGCGACAUGGUGGAAAGAUCACUGGUGCUCCAAGUAGUAAAACUAGCUACGUGGUACUAGGUGAGGAUGCUGGACCGAGUAAGCUUGCGAAAAUCCGCCAACAUGGUAUCAAGACGAUCAACGAGGAGGGCUUAUUCGAGCUCAUUCGUCGCUUACCCGCCGGAGGCGGAAAUGGAAAAAAUGCCGAAAAAGCCCGGGAAAAGAAAAGACUAGAGGAGGAAAAGGUCAAAGAAGAAGCCGCCCAGAUGGAACGAGAAGAAAAGGCCCGAAAGGUUGAGGCCGAGAAAGCACGGAAAGCAGCCGUCGCACGAGGCGCUGGUCCUUCUCCGGCAGCGCCAGCCCCCAUUUCUCAGCUAUGGACCGUGAAAUAUGCUCCAACCCAGCCAAAUCACAUAUGUGGUAAUAAAGCAGCGGUUGAGAAGAUCCAAUACUUCUUGAGGAACUGGCAUAAAACACGUAAAUACCAGUUUAAGAAGCUUGGCCCAGAUGGCAUCGGUGGCUUUCGCGCCAUUAUCCUUUCCGGCCCCCCAGGUAUUGGCAAAACAACAGCUGCCCAUCUAGCUGCUAAGCUUGAGGGUUUCGACGUUAUAGAGAGCAACGCUAGUGAUACGCGUAGUAAAAAGCUUGUGGAAUCUGGAGUUAGUGAAGUUAUGAAUAACACAUCCUUGCGUGGCUACUUUGCAGGAGAUGGGAAGAAGGUAGACGAGGAGAAAAAGAAUAUUGUCCUUAUUAUGGACGAAGUUGACGGAAUGUCUGCUGGCGACCGUGGAGGUGUGGGUGCUCUUGCGAAGUUCUGUAAAAAGUCUGACGUGCCUCUGAUUCUUAUUUGCAACGAGCGAGGAUUGCCUAAGAUGAAGCCCUUCGAUUCCGUGGCGUUCAACAUCAAGUUUCAACGCCCAACAAUCGACCAGAUCCGCUCGCGUAUGAUGACUAUCUGCCACAGAGAAGGGCUGAAAGUGUCGCCGCAGGUGCUUGAAGCGCUCAUUGAAGGCAGUAACCGGGAUAUCAGGCAGAUUGUUAAUAUGCUAUCCACAAUCAAGCUAGAUCAGACCUCUAUAGAUUACAGCCAGGGAAAGGAUAUGUCGAAGGCUUGGGAAAAGUCGAUAGUGCUGAAGCCGUGGGAUAUCUGUCAUAAACUGCUCGGCGGCGGUUUAUUCUCCCCCGCAAGCAAGGCGACUCUUAACGACAAGAUUGAGCUCUACUUCAACGAUCACGAGCUCAGCUACUUGAUGGUACAAGAAAACUAUUUGCUAACCAAGCCAGCUGCUCUAAACCAGUCUCAGUAUAAGAGCACGCGUGAGCAUAAUCUCAAAGCUUUAGAGCUAUUCGAUAUGGCAGCAGAAAGUAUUAGCGACGGCGACUUGGUGGAUCGGAUGAUUCAUGGUCCCCAACAACACUGGAGCCUGAUGCCUACUCAUGCAGUCUUUAGCACAGUUCGACCAGCUAGCUUUGUGGCUGGCCAGCUUCUAGCUAACAAUUUCUUCACAGCCUGGCUUGGCAACAACAGCAAAUCCAGCAAGUUGGGUAGAUAUGUUCGUGAAAUUCAUUCGCACAUGCGACUCAGAUCCUCUGGUGACCAUCACGAGAUUCGCCAAGAAUAUUUACCAGUGCUCUGGGUACGGCUUAUCAAAAGACUUGCUGACGAAGGCAAGACAUCUGUUGACGAAGUUAUCGACUUAAUGGACAGCUAUUUUCUCACCAGAGAGGAUUUCGAUUCUAUUAAAGAACUUGGCGUUGGCCAUCAAAGUGAGGAGGGUGUUAGCAUUGAAACCCAGACUAAGUCUACUUUUACUAGGCUGUACAACACGAGGUCCCACCCAAUCCCUUUCAUGAAGGCCAGUAGCGUGGUGGCUCCGAAGGCGGCUCCAAAAGAUAAACCAGAUCUCGAGGAGGCAAUGGAAGGCGACGAUGCAGAUGCAGAUGCAGCAGAGGCCGUUGAGGCAGUUGAUGAUAAUGAUGACGAUGGCGAGAUUGAAAAAGACAAGUAUAUCAAAAAGCCGAAGGCUAAGCCUACAAAGAGGGGCGGUAAGAAAGCAGCAGCAGCUGAGGGCGGAGAUGAAGACGGGAAGCCAGCAAAGAGCCGCAAGGGCAAGGCUGGUGGAGCUAAAGGCAAAGCAAAAAAGUGA